Molecule: messenger RNA, 2360 nt
Organism: Amorphotheca resinae ATCC 22711
Lineage: Eukaryota; Fungi; Ascomycota; Leotiomycetes; Helotiales; Amorphothecaceae
Exons: 5
Coding region: 83-2254 (723 amino acids)
Biological process (GO): DNA-templated transcription
Cellular component (GO): nucleus
Molecular function (GO): DNA binding; DNA-binding transcription factor activity, RNA polymerase II-specific; zinc ion binding
Source: RefSeq, a predicted model, not a curated record
CUUCCUCCUCCGAUAUCACCACCCAUCUGUCCAUCUCUCCUCAGCUUCCCCUGGAUCAUCGGGCCCAGCCCCGUCGUCGUUCAUGGCCACAAACCCUGUGAAUGGAGGCCAGAACAAUGCCCCCCCAGCCGUCAAGAUUUCAGCUCCAACGAAUGGUUGGACCCGGAAAGACAGGCCGUGUGACGCGUGCAGGCGCCGCAAGAGUCGAUGUAUAAUCCCUCAAGAUGCCGAAGCCUGUAUAAUAUGCCAGUCGCGCUCCGAAGAGUGCACCUUUGUUGAGACGCCACAACGGAGGAAGAGGAGGAAAUUGGAUGAUGAAGCAAGCCCAGAUGCAUCAAAACUGCGAUCACCGGCCGCUGAAAAAAAUGCUCACGCUAUACCACCACCAAUCGACGACUAUGCCGCUCUCCCAGGCCCAUCACUCCUGAAGCAAACCCUGGGUCUUCAAAACCGGCAACAUAGCAACUAUCUUGGCCAGACAACCGAGUACGAUAUACGUCUCAUCAACCUCUCGCCAUUCAAUGGCAGGGGAGAAUAUGUCAGUACACCCGGGACUUUACGCCGCGUGGAUGACGAAAUCGCAAACCUUGAUCUCGUUGAUAGUAUUGUAAAGCCAUACGGACGCGCUUUGGUCGAUCUGUAUUUUCGAAUCAUCCAUCCAAGUUUCCCGAUUAUGCACAAGAAGGUCUUCCUGGAGAAAUAUGAUCGCUCGUAUCGAGAGUUUACACCUCCGGUCCUUGCAGCCGUUUACAUUCUAGCAUUGAAUUGGUGGUCAUACAGUCCGGAGUUGGUCAAUCUCCCAAAGCCUGAUGUUUCAAAAUUGGAGAAACUCGUACCUAGCUUGAUGAGCAAUGUCUUGAAUCGCCCUAAGUUGUCAACGGUACAAGCUGGACUACUGUUACUUCAAAGACCUGAUGGUGACUCUUGGGCCCUGACAGGGCAGCUUGUUGCCCUGGCACAGAAUCUCGGCCUUCAUCUGGAUUGCUCGCAAUGGAGAAUCCCAGAAUGGGAACGCAGUCUACGAAAGAGACUGGCAUGGGCAUUAUUCAUGCAAGAUAAGUGGGGAGCCUUGAUACAUGGCCGGCCGCCCUUUAUACACCCCGAGGAUUGGGCAGUGAGACCUGUAGAAGCGAGAGAUUUUCCGGAAACAUCCGAGGACGAUGACGAUGAGGAGGGGAGCUUGGAGAUUGAGAAGGGAAGACUAACCUUCAUCCACAUGAUUUCACUGACCGAAAUUCUAACGGACAUCUUGAGUACAUUUUUCACGUUGCGGGCAACUGCAAAUCUAGAAAGGGAACAGGAGAAUGCCAUGAUUGUGACACUGGAGAAAGCUAAACCUAUCCAACUAAGACUGAAAGAAUGGUAUUCAAAGUUGCCUCAAUGUCUGGCAAUGGGGCAGACCAAAGCAAGAAAACUAUGUUCCACAGGCUCUCUUCAUCUUGCAUACUUCGCUACAGAGGUCACCUUACACCGAGCAAUCAUUCGAUUUGAUUACACGAGUAUGGACGAUAAUCUUCGAUCAAUCACCCGUGCAGCUGCAAAAAUGCGAUUUGUGUCGGCCGUGGACUUUGUAAACAAGCUCGAACCAGCACAUCUUCAAAGCUUCUGGUACUUUGCGUCCAAGGUGAACUUGGCCAUCAUUGCGACCUUUGGGUCACUCUUAUGGGCCACUAGCGACAACCCAGAAGAAGCCGAAUUCUACAAGUCCCAGCUCGCCUCAUAUAGAUGGACAUUAAGGGUCAGCAGCAAGGCAACAGAGUUUAUGAAAUUCACCGUUGGUAUGCUGGAUUCAAGUGUUGUGUUUUUGAAAGAUGGGGCUUCAAAGAUACAGACUCCCGGUCUUCUCAGUCGAGAUCAAAGCCAUCAGACUGGGAAAGAGGAUGCCAAGGAUGAUCAAGAGACAGAUAGGGGAAAUGAAGACAAAGCAGAUGAUGCACAGGUUGAUCAGACGAUGUACAGCUCCAAGCAGAAUUAUGCUGGCAUGAAUGAGGUCUCUCCAAGUGUUGGUAAUUCGACGGAAAACGCAUACCCAUGUGAGGCGGAAUUUCCUACUGCCGGAUUCCUUACAGCCGAUUCAAGGCCACCUUGGUCAGGAAUGUCGGACACAGUCAACUUUACGGCUGGCGAUAUUCAAGAUUGGUCACUCGACCAGCUGUACAACUUCCAGAACAUGCAAGGGGCUGAAGACGUUCUUCGGAAUCGAAGGAUCAUCGAGGAGUACGAUGAGACUGUGAAUAAGUUUGCGGGGUUUUGAGGUAAUCUCGUGAGAAUAUUCACUGUAUUUGGGCCAUACAAUAUAUACCCACGCUCCGAGGUAUAUCUGUACAUCCUCGCAAGCCUGUAUACGAUGACGGAAUCGC